CCAUACUCUACAUUUCGCAGAUCUGGGGAAGACGACCCUCGUUCCCGAGUGUGGGGGAAAAGGAGAUCCAAGGUCGUUGACGCUGUGACUUCCUUCGACUAUUGUACUGUAGGACACUCAACCCCUUUGCGCCGGGUGCCCACCGCCACAGUGAUUCUGAAUAGGGCUGGGACCGGUGUAUGCUGGAGUGACCAUGACAGUCACCACCUCUUCACUUGCCGUGCCUCUCUUAUCUAAAGGCCGUUUCCUGCACAUCGUUGCUUUUGUCUAUAUAAGGCAGGUCCAGCUCCUCUUCCCGAGCACAGCUGUCCAGGCCUCCCCCCUUAGCCGCCCAGCAUGGACUCGAAGCCCACCGAAACCCACCAUGAGACCGUCCCAAAGGACACCUUGGGGACUCUACGUCUCCGCCAUCAUGAGACAAACGAGAUCCUCUUGGUCCCUACACCUUCGGGGGAUCCUAAUGACCCACUCAACUGGUCCUCUGCGUUCCGAUACUAUAUCGCCAUCCUCGUCUGCCUGGCUGUCUUCUUCUGCAAUUUCCUGUCUGCAGGUCCGACUGUGGCUAUCGUGGAGAUCACCGUGGACUUCCUGGGACCCCAGGGCCCCGAUUUCAGCGCCCAUAUCUCCAAGGUGGCCUACUUCUUCAGCACCACCGCUCUCUGUCAGGGGAUUGGGAUGCUCUUCUGGAUGCCGUUCAUCGUCAAGUACGGUCGCCGGCCCAUCUAUGUCAUUUCCUUUGUCCUGUACGUUGUUACUGGGUUCUGGACCGGGUUUGCGAAGACGUACGGGGUCGAGCUGGCCGGGCGGAUCGUCAUGGGGUUUGCAGCCGGGGCCGGGGAGUGUCUGGGCCCGCUGACGAUUGCCGAUAUCUUCUUCCUACAUGAGCGAGGCACGGUAAUGGCCCUGUAUACUGCCGCUCUCUCCAUGGGGGUGGCCGGCGGGAUCAUCAUUGAUGGGCUCAUCACCAUCACCCUGAGCUGGCGGUACAUCUACUACGUGGCGACCGCGUUGAUUGGAGGCGUCACUCUGCUGGUUAUCUUCACCUUCCCCGAGACCACCUUUGACCGCCAAAAGGCCUUGCUAGCGGAGCAAUCGAACCCCCCAACCCCCCACACCCUGGAAUCCGCUACCCCCAACCCUACUACCCGCCAGAAGAAACAGCCCUACCUCCGCUCCCUCCGCCUCUUCACAGGCACCUACACCACCGAGUCCCUCCUGCAGAUCUUCCUCCGCCCCAUUGCCCUCAUCGUCCUCCCGCCAGUGCUCUGGACCUCGCUCGUCUUCGCCGUAACCAUCGGCUUCCUCGUCGCCAUCACCUCCAACUUCGCGACCGCCUACGCCGCGGCCUACGACUUCACGACCUGGCAGAUCGGCCUCUGCUUUGUAUCCGGGAUGGUCGGCUCGGCCAUCGGCAUCGCCUUCGGCGGCCACCUGUCCGACUGGACGGCCGACUGGUUCACGCGCCGCAACGGGGGCAUCCGGCAUCCGGAGAUGCGCCUCCCGUCGGUCGUCAUCGGCGGGGCGUGCGCCCCCGUGGCCUUGAUCCUGUACGGGGUGGGCAUCAACGACCGGCUGCAUUGGAUGGUGCCGACGCUGGGACUGGGGUUGUUGAACUUCGCGAUCGUGCAGGCCACCAACGCCACGAUGGUGUACGUGAUUGACAGUUAUCGGCCGGCGGUGGGGGAGGUCACGGUUUCGAUCUUGGCAUUUAAGGCGGCGUUCGGGUUCCUCCUCUCCUUCUACACGAAUCCCUGGAUCGACCAGAGUGGGUAUUCCCUGGCGUUCGGCGAGAUGGCGAUCAUCGCCGGGGUGGUGGUGGUGUUCUUCGUGCCGUUCUAUUUCUGGGGCCGACCGUUGCGGCAUCGGACGUGGCAGUGGCGGGUGAUGCAGAAGUAUGCCCAUUGGAGUGAGGAUCGGGAGGUGGGCGAGUAGUCUGGCUGCUCUCAGCAAACAAGGUUCAUGUUGGAGUGUGUGAAGUGGAAAGGAGCAGAUCUGCAGGGCUGCUCAUAUUUUGAUUGUAUUGUGUUACUGACGGCUUGACAGCGGGAGUAUCCGGGAGAACAGCAAAAAGUUGGAGCUGCGGGGAAUCGAACCCCGGACCUCUCCCAUGCUAAGGGAAUAUUAUACCACUAAACCACAGCCCCUGUUGAUGUGAGAGGGAUGCUUUUUUGCUUCUAUGGCCUUGGAUUAUGUGAGUCAGCAUAAAUCAAAUCAAUUU
Molecule: messenger RNA, 2218 nt
Organism: Aspergillus fijiensis CBS 313.89
Lineage: Eukaryota; Fungi; Ascomycota; Eurotiomycetes; Eurotiales; Aspergillaceae
Product: putative MFS transporter
Exons: 3
Coding region: 337-1932 (531 amino acids)
Biological process (GO): transmembrane transport
Molecular function (GO): transmembrane transporter activity
Source: RefSeq, a predicted model, not a curated record